Paramecium sonneborni is the source of this 443-nucleotide messenger RNA. Lineage: Eukaryota; Ciliophora; Oligohymenophorea; Peniculida; Parameciidae. The record is from the annotation of a GenBank genome assembly.
AAAAAAUGAACCCUAUAUUAUUAAGCGUUUUGAAUUCUCCUUAAUAUUCUCGAUCAAUUCCAAAGAAAGAACAUCAAUUUGCAAAUAUUUAUAGAGUACCAACAAAAUAUAAAGCAAAAUAAUUGUAACCUUUUAAAGCAUAAGAGAAAUCAGAAGAUUUAUUGAUGGAAUUAAUGAGACCAAAAAUAAGGGUGAGAUUACCAUCAUUAUAACAUUAAGAUUCGAGUUGUUCUAAUUAAUAAACGAUAACUAGAGAAUCAGAAAAAGAGAAGAAAAUAGAAAUUACUACAAAAGUGAUGUAUUAUUUAAGCAGAAUGACAGGACCUGAGAAUGCAUCAAAGUCUAAGAAAUAUAGAGAGAAGGAAAUAUAAUCUCGAUUAAUGCCAGGAGUGAAUUCAUAUGAUGGACUUUAUGAUGAGAUGUAUGAAGAUGAUAAUAAUUGA